AUGGGUUUUGGCUUGAAUCAAACUCCUGAGGAUACUCUAUCUCAAGGUAAUUUUACAUCAACUACUCCAAUUACUACAAUUCCAUCUCCAAUUAUUAGAGAUUUAAAUCAAUAUUGUCUCAUCGAUUUAAACGAAUGUUACCCGGAAGAAAAUGAUGAUGGUGAUAGUGAAGAAGAAGAAGAAAACGAGGAGGAGGAGGAGAUACACUGUCCCAUUAACACCAAUGCAAAACUAGAACCUAUUCAACAUGGAAAUAAGAAGAAGAAUUUAACUUCUGAUAUAAAGAGAAGGAUUCUUGAAAAAUUGAUGCAAGGAAGCACAGAUGGGAGACUUCACAGGGGAGUUAUCACCGAUACUGCGGCUCGGUUUGAAGUUGGUUUUAGAACGGUUUCGAGAUUAUGGCAUGAUGCAAAACUGGCUAAUGCAAAUGGAGAUGUAGUUGAUAUCUCUUCUAAGAUGGUCAAUAGAGUUGGCAGAAAGAGAAUUGAAUUAGAUUUAGAUAGAAUUAAGUUGAUACCUCUUCGCAAACGAACAAUAAUAAGAGGAAUAACACACGAACUAAACUUGUCAACAUCAACCGUACAUCGACUAAUCAAGGAUGGAAAUCUUCGACCACAUUCGAAUGCCUUGAGGCCGGGACUUACGGAUGAAAACAAGAUAGCAAGGGUGAAUUUUUACUUAAAAAUGAUAGACAAAGGUAUGACCCAAUCUUCAAGUUCAUUCAUUGACAUGUUGGAUAGGAUUCAUAUAGAUGAAAAAUGGUUUUACAUUACAAGAAGAGCACAAAAGUAUUAUCUUCAUGCGGAAGAAGAAGAUCCUUUACGCACGUGCAAAAGUAAAAUUUUUAUCACCACAAUCAUGUUUUUAACGGCCGUGGCUCGUCCUCGCUUGGGUUUUGAUGGUAAGAUCGGAAUAUGA
Papaver somniferum (opium poppy) is the source of this 918-nucleotide messenger RNA. RefSeq lists its product as uncharacterized. The transcript has a single exon. Gene Ontology annotation, molecular function: nucleic acid binding. Bases 1 to 918 code for a protein of 305 amino acids. Lineage: Eukaryota; Viridiplantae; Streptophyta; Magnoliopsida; Ranunculales; Papaveraceae. The record is from RefSeq and is a predicted model, not a curated record.